CCACGCGUCAAUUCCACGAAUUUCUUUUGACACUUUUUCAAUUUUCCAAGAGAGGUUCUUGUUGAAAUAAACUCCGGUGGUGCAUUAUUUCACGUAAAUUAAUAAUUUUCACUUAAAAUGUCGAUGUUAGCUGUGGUUAAUAAAUUUUGGCAGGAAUACACAAAGAAUACACCAAAAAAAUUGAAAAUUAUUGACUCGUAUCUAUUUUAUGUGUUUUUGACUGGUGUCAUUCAAUUCAUCUAUUGUUGUCUCGUUGGCACAUUUCCCUUUAACAGUUUUCUCAGUGGAUUUAUCUCCUGUAUUUCGUGCUUUAUUUUAGGUGUGUGUCUCAGACUUCAAGUGAAUCCACAAAAUAAAACGCAUUUUUAUGGAAUCAGUGCCGAAAGGGGAUUUGCCGAUUUUAUUUUUGCACACAUUAUUCUUCAUCUCGUUGUUAUGAAUUUUAUUGGAUAAGAAAUUAUUUAGAAAAAAGGAAGAAAACAAUGUUUUUUUGUAUAUGUAUUAAAUAUUUUUAGAAAAUAA
Leptopilina heterotoma is the source of this 522-nucleotide messenger RNA. It is a transcript of the gene Dad1, whose product is annotated as dolichyl-diphosphooligosaccharide--protein glycosyltransferase subunit DAD1. The transcript is spliced from 2 exons. NCBI's taxonomy places the organism in Eukaryota, Metazoa, Arthropoda, Insecta, Hymenoptera, Figitidae. Gene Ontology annotation, biological process: protein N-linked glycosylation. Bases 118 to 453 code for a protein of 111 amino acids. The record is from RefSeq and is a predicted model, not a curated record. Gene Ontology annotation, cellular component: membrane; oligosaccharyltransferase complex.